Capsicum annuum is the source of this 1650-nucleotide messenger RNA. Its product is annotated as 11S globulin seed storage protein Jug r 4. The record is from RefSeq and is a predicted model, not a curated record. Gene Ontology annotation, molecular function: nutrient reservoir activity. The transcript is spliced from 4 exons. Lineage: Eukaryota; Viridiplantae; Streptophyta; Magnoliopsida; Solanales; Solanaceae. The coding region runs from base 66 to 1487 and encodes 473 amino acids.
CACUUCCCAUCAGCAAUAUAUAACUCUUCUUUCUUCUUACAUACAUUAGCAAUAAUCAAUCAAUCAUGGGUUCUAGCUUGCUUUGUUUCUCCCUUAGUCUUCUUCUAGUGUUGCAUGGUACCUUUGCUCAACAAAGAUUCCAACAGCAACAAGGUCAGUGUCAGCUCAAUAGACUUAGCCCUCAGGAACCCAAUGUUCGGAUUCAAGCCGAAGCUGGGUUAACGGAUGUAUGGGACCCAAAUAACCAGCAGUUCCAAUGUACCGGUAUCUCCCUCAUUCGACAUGUCAUCCAGCCUAGAGGCAUGCUGUUGCCUUCCUACCUUAAUGCUCCUCUCCUUGCCUAUGUUGAACAAGGUAGGGGAUUUUUUGGCAUCAUGAAUUCUGGAUGCCCUGAAACUUUCCAGUCGUCACAGCAAUUUCAGCAAGGUGAAAGGGGUGCAGGAUCAAGGUUCCAAGAUCAUCACCAGAAGAUUGGACAGUUCAGACAGGGUGACAUUAUUGCCUUCCCUGCUGGAGCUGCUCACUGGGCUUAUAACGAAGGAAAUGAGGAGCUCGUUCUUGUUGGUUUCGAGGAUAGCGGUAACAGUGCUAACCAGCUCGAUCAAACUUCAAGAAGAUUCUUCAUAGCUGGAAACCCACAACAAGGAGAACGACAACAGGGACAACAAGAAGGAGCCCGCAGGGAGCAAUUCCAAUCUGGAAAUGUGUUCAGCGGCUUUGAACAAGAGUUGUUGGCGGAGGCAUUCGGCGUAGACAGGGAGACAGCAAGGAAGCUUCAGGGACAAGAGGACCAAAGAGGCCACAUAGUUAACAUUGACCAGGGGCUUAGGGUUGUGAGGCCACCACUCUCACAAGAACAAGAGGAGCGUGAGGAGAGACAAGAGCAAGGACAAUGCGGUGGUCCUCGCAUGAACGGAAUUGAAGAAACCAUCUGCUCCGCUAGACUAAGGCAGAACAUCGACAACCCUGCUCGUGCUGAUGUCUACAAUCCACAAGCUGGACGCUUCACCACUGUCAACAGCUUCACUCUCCCCAUCCUCGGCUUCCUCCGCCUCAGCGCUGCCAGAGGAGUCCUCUACAGAAAUUCUAUCAUGGCACCACACUGGGUGACAAAUGCACACAGCAUAAUCUACAUAACAAAGGGAGAAGCAAGGAUGCAGGUUGUGGACCACAGAGGACAAGCAGUGCUAGAUGACAGAGUGCGACAGGGGCAGGUUGUGGUAGUGCCACAGAACUAUGCCGUGGUGAAACACGCUGAAAACGAAGUGUUCGAGUGGGUAGAAUUCAACACCAAUGACAAUGCCAUGUUGAACACACUGGCUGGCCGCACUUCGGCUAUUCGAGGAUUGCCCCUGGAUGUGAUUGCCAAUUCUUACCAAAUCUCAAGGGAAGAGGCAAGGAGGCUGAAGUUCAAUAGAGAGGAAACUCUCAUUUUCGGUGCUUCAGGAAGAUCCCGCUCGUCAGAGAGAGGAAUUGCCGCUGCUUAAUAUUGCGUUUUUCCAAUGUAAAAAGCUAAACUUUAAUAAAACAGAGGAUCUUAUGGGGUCAUAUUUCUAAUGAUGUAAUGGCAACUGUUAUGUAAAUGUACUAAAAGCGGCAAGUUCUUGUAUUUUGGGAAAUAAAAGGAGAACUACUUAGCUUUUGCCUUUA